Messenger RNA from Anopheles moucheti, 6451 nucleotides. RefSeq names its product protein fork head (gene fkh). Gene Ontology annotation, biological process: cell differentiation; anatomical structure morphogenesis; regulation of transcription by RNA polymerase II. The record is from RefSeq and is a predicted model, not a curated record. The transcript has a single exon. The coding region runs from base 274 to 1698 and encodes 474 amino acids. Lineage: Eukaryota; Metazoa; Arthropoda; Insecta; Diptera; Culicidae. Gene Ontology annotation, molecular function: DNA-binding transcription factor activity, RNA polymerase II-specific; RNA polymerase II cis-regulatory region sequence-specific DNA binding; transcription factor binding.
UGAGUCAGUGUAGGCGAUAAGAGGUGAACACAGAUCAUGAUCCAUCUACCCUUCCGACGGGUACGACUGCAGGGUGCGUGAGUAGAAGCGCCAUUAGGUGAUAAGAAGUGGCGCGUGAGUGCGCGCCUGUGUGUGUGCGUGUGUGUUACUCGUGGUGAAUUUCCCUAAUCGCUUAAGGAUAACACUAUCGGAACGUGUACUUGUUCGUGUGCAUGUGUGCGUGUGUGUGUGUGUGUGCGCGCGAUACGGAAAAACGGAAAACAUAGAUAAAAGAUGCAAAAGCUUUACCCGGAAAGCUCGAUCAACACGAGCAGCAGCAUGGCGGUCGGUGGUGGUACCGGCGGUGGUGGUGGCAACAUGAGCCCGAUGGCCACCACGUACAGCAGCAUGAACAGUAUGGGUAUGGCGGUGGGCGGCAUGACGUCGGUGUCCCCGCAGGGCGGUGGGUUCGGGGCGACGGUGCUCGGCAGCCCGGGGAUGGGCGGGAUGGGUGCGGCCAUGAACAGCAUGACGGGCAACUGUCUCACCUCGACACCGAUCGGCUACAGCUCGAUGGGGUCGCCGAUCAGCAAUAUGGGGUCGUGCAUGGGGGGCAACGGUAUGAGCACGAUGGCGGCCAUGUCCGGGUACUCGAGCGUGGCCGGAAGCCGCGAGGUGCUGGGCGAUCCCAGCUCGCCCAACUCGGUGGCGCUGCAGCGGGCGCGGACGGAGAAACCGGCCGCCACCUACCGGCGGAACUACACGCACGCGAAACCACCGUACUCGUACAUCUCCCUCAUCACGAUGGCCAUCCAGAACAACCCGCACAAGAUGCUGACGCUCGCCGAAAUCUACCAGUUCAUCAUGGAUCUGUUCCCGUUCUACCGGCAGAACCAGCAGCGGUGGCAGAACUCGAUCCGGCACUCGCUCAGCUUCAACGACUGCUUCGUGAAGGUGCCGCGCACGCCGGACAAGCCGGGCAAGGGUUCGUUCUGGACGCUGCAUCCCGACUCGGGCAACAUGUUUGAGAACGGGUGCUAUCUCCGGCGCCAGAAGCGCUUCAAGGAUGAGAAGAAGGAGGUGCUGCGGUCGCUCCACAAGAGUCCGGCCCACGGCGGCAGCUUGGAUGCGGUCGGCAGCCCGGACAAGAAGGACCCGAACGAGGAGCACCAUCACCAUCACCAUCACCACAGCCACAGCCAUCACAGCCACCGGACGGAGCAUGUGUCGAAGCUCAGUGCGGCCGACACGCACGGCAUGCUGAACAGCGCGCACGGUAAAGACGCGGACGCGCUGGCCAUGCUGCACGCGACGGCCGACUUAUGCCUAGCCCAACAAUCUCAUUCACAGCAUGGUGGUUCGCACCACCCUACGCACCACCACCACCACCACCCGGCGCACCAGCAGCUGCAGCAGGAGGAAUUGACGGCUAUGGUCAAUCGCUGCCACCCUUCGCUGCUUGGUGAAUACCAUUCGAUGCACCUGAAGCAGGAACCGGCCGGCUACACGCCCUCUAGUCACCCGUUCUCGAUCACGCGGCUGCUACCGACCGAGUCGAAGGCCGACAUCAAGAUGUACGAGAUGAGCCAGUACGCGGGCUACAACGGGCUGAGCCCGCUGCCGAACUCGCAUGCGGCGGCGGCCGCCCUCGGGCAGGACUCGUACUAUCACCAGAGCCUCGGUUACCACCAUGCGUCCACGGGCACGACCAGCUUGUGACAUCAGUAUCCGCUGGCAUAAGUGCGGUUGAAGGGCUACUACCACUUUGCAGACGCACCGACCGUGUCCCAGCACCAGCAGCAGCAUCAACAGCAGCACCAGCAGCACCAGCAGCAGCAGUAUCAGCAACACCACCAACCAUCCGAGCACGACCAGCAAUGGUUGGGCCUUGCGCAACUCAGCAGUCACGGCGGAAGCUAUCUGCCGACCAAUCGUUACGCGUACCAUCGCCACCAUCAUCAACCGCAGCCUCCACAGCCCGAUCUGUCCACCGCGUCCGCCGAGAGUCCCGAGCUGGAUGGGGACGAGUACGAGGACGGGCGCAGCAGAGUGUUUGCCGCAGCGUGCAACAGCAGUGCAUCGUCAGCGAGCAGCACCUCCGACACGUCACCGCACAAUAUUUCGUUUUAGGACUCUGAGGAGGGACAGGAGUAGUGGUACGGCUGGCUGGCACAAAGGCAAGAGAUCGGUGACAACCUGAUUGAGGAGACACACUCGAACACGAUGGGGACCGAUCGAACCCCAACACGGUUCCGUCCGAACGGAAGCCUAAACGGUUGGUCGACUUUUGGAGUGCUUUUUUUGGUUGUUGUUUUGGGUUUCAAGUUGAAGCUGAGCAGUCCACAGACGACCUUCACUGGGCCCAUAUUUUCGGUUCUGUUUUCGUCACUUCACUCUCCUGGAGAUGAUCAACUAGACACAGCAACUCUUAUGAGCCAUGAUCAGCGAUCUCUCAAUGGAGCGGCAGUGUUGCCAAGAUUUCUGAAUGAACUUCAAUUCCUUCCGAGGAUCCACCCCGGUAUGGGUUAUUUAUCUUAGCCGUUUUUUGUUUGUCUCUUGUCUCCCCGGGGGUUGGGUUUCCUGCACGUUGGGUGGUUCUAUUUUGGCGAGACAUUUUGUUUGUCCAAAUGCUUCUGCUCGCCAUACGCGUGAUUAGCGUACCGUUGUCCGGUUCGAUCCGCAUGCAUCAAGAAGCCAAUAACUCUGACUCUGAGGGUGGUUGGUGGUGAUGCGUGGACAAGCACAAAACGCAACCGUUUUCUGUCCUCAGAAAUCGAUUUUCGAGUGCUGUCCAGGCCCAGCUAACCAAACUCACUUUGGUCGCCUUAGCCAAAGUGCCUGUGCUUGAGCGGGAAUUUCGUUCACCCACGGGUUUUUAGACGUUCCGGUAUAUGUCCGGAGUCGUCUAUUUAUGUGUGUGUCUCCAUAAUGGUAAUUGUCGUUAACCUCAACCCUGCCCCGGGGUAAAGGUACCCGGUGCGUCCACGGAGGAGUUUUAUUUAUUUCGUUACGUUUUUUUUCUUCUGUCUGCCCAUCGCCCUAUGCUUUUACGGUUUUGAGGGGGAGUUUUACGCGGUAGCGGCACUCGAGAUGUGAAGCCUCGAGUAGUGGUCACUUUACACGGGUUGCCAUUCGAAUGGUUGCGGCUUUGCGGAACGGAUGACCUCAAUCUUUAGGAUCGAUGGUAACGCAGCGGCAGAUCGGUGGUUAGUUUUCGGUAACGACCCUGGAUAAGAUGUCGUCUAUCAGUUGAGGGUGAUCAGUUGGGGAACUUUUCUUCCUAGCAAGCUGAAAGACGUGCAACGGUGUGGAAUUGAGUUAGAUAAGGUUCGAACACGCGUCUAUCCUAUGUUCGGAUUCUUAAACUAACCAGUUUUACAUCAUUUGAAGUAUGAGCUGGAAGAGUGACAUGGCGGUGGGGUCCAUGUGAGAGUGGUUUCGUCUAUCUUUUUUCCCCUAGAAUACACACACACUCUUGAAAACUCGCACACUCGGUUGGGGAUCUUCUUUUUUGUGCGGCUGCCCUUGAGAGUGACAGCUUGUGUCAAUAGUUGACGGUACCGUCCGAAACGAAGUUCAAUUUCAACUUCCACAGAUUGACGCUGAUGGGCUUUUGAUUUACUUUUGCCGAUGUCUAGUGUCCCCCAUCCCAUUGGGGAACGUUGCGGUUACGUGGAGCGGCCUUGGAGGGGUGCGCAAAAGUUUGGGGCAGAUUUUAAUGGAUUCAAUUCCGAAAUUGAAAAUUAAUCAUAGAUGAAGCGCUCGUGUUUGCAAAUGGGUCUAGUGCUGACUGAUAGCGGGAGUGCUAUGAAAAGGUCGUGUACAUUUUUGAUGAGUUUUGCGCCGGACCCAUUCGAGAACUCUUGGACACGAGACGUUCCACCUGAAGAACUUCAGGGAACGCAAGGGAACGAGAACUCCUUGUGGGUUCUGGUGUGGGGUAAAUAUUCAGCCAAAACUUGCUAUAAAACUGCAGUCACCAUCACCGUCAACGUCACUACCACCAGCAGCGUUACAGACGGUGCAGGUGUGAAUUCCUAAUGUGUUCAUCCACCCGAUGUGCUCAGCGGACGUCUUCUGUGUUUUUUUUUUCUUUCUUCUUCUGUGGACUAAAAUCGAAUCUUGCUGGUUAGCUGCUGUAUGCUAACGAGAAACCCUCCAAAACUGGUACCGAUGUGCUGCGAGACGAACUUUCUGGCGUUGAAUUUCGCUUGAGCAACGGUCUUCGGACAACCUUAGCGAUCCGCGGCCCAGUGAAAAUGAUUGUUGUGCAGUGUGUGUCUUGUCGCUUGCCUUUCGCUUACCAGCCAUGGUGCCAACGUGUAGCUCGGACGUGUUCGAAAUCAGCUACUUCUGUCCGUUAAAAAGACGUAAAAUUUAUCAUCAAAGGGUGGCGAUGGUGGAAGCCACGUUACGCGGUAAAGGUUUCAUUCGAUAGGGCAGUGCUAGAAGCGACCGUCGCCAAAUGGACCAGCGUGUUGUUAGACAAAAAAAAACACUAUUGAACAUUGAACUCGAAAUUGAAACAAAGCAAACAAAUCCUCUAAAUUCACCUAGUGCAAAGUGUGCCCCGUGGCCACAAAAAAGGUGACACACGAUACGAAUAGUUUAAUCAAGACGAAUGCGUGACAGAAACAAAUCGUUAUCUUUAAGAACAACACAAGAAAACAAACAAGGAGAAAAUGAGACAAAAACAACCCAAUGUAAUGUGCAAUUAAUCUCUUCGCUAUGCAAAACAACAACAAGAAAAAAAACACAGCCGAAAAAAAACUUUAUCGCAAAUCGAAUGCUGAGUUUUAGAUAAACUUUAUCCUACAUUUUAAGUUUUGUAUCAAUCGUGCAACAGUGGUAGAUAUUUUUUUAUACUUUAUUUUUAUUUAGCUUAUUUACCCUCCACUCCCGUUCACCUUAUGUGCUCUGACAGGAGUUUAUUUACCAGCAAGACUAUCUUGCCUAUCUCAGCUUUUCUUUCCUUUCAUAACAAACAAAAAAAACUCUAUCAAGCAAAAGCGUUCCCUUCCGAACUUCCCCUCCCAAUUUGUACCUAAUGCCCAAAUAGUAACGCAAUAGUGCGACCUAGCAGAAAUGGAAACAUAUUCCGCUAAACAAAACUAAACCCUCACUACCUAGUUGUGAACAAUAUUUGCCCGAAACGGCUCCGAAAAAGGGUGGCUGAAGCAAAGCAACAAAAAAAAAAACCAUAAAACAGGAAACAAAAAACGACAACUUUGUACGUUUUAAGCAAUUUAAUGAAUCUUUGUACAUAUUUAUGAUAUUUUCUCAUGUCGAGCUAAGGUGAUACCGUCAAGUCGUUUAAGGCAAGCUAAAUCAAACGUACACGAUCGUGUAGAAAUUAUUAACAUUCCAACAUCCGUACCGUGCGUGGUGGUUAGAACAGGUGGAGAAGCAAACAUGCAACAAGCUAAUGCAACGUAAAGUUCGCUAAAUAAUUGAUAAAAAAGUGCGUGUGUGUGUGUGUUGCAUUAUUGCAUCCAACAGCCAACUGGCAACAGCAAACAUUUCUUGGUGCGAUACGAUUAGUUAUUAGGAGGCGAAUGAGUGGUGGAGAUAAUGCGCACAUGAACCAACGCCAGCAAAAUCCACGAUUCUGUUUGUUUGUUUUAUUUCUAAACGGCCCGGUAUUUGUUAAUAGCUUUUAGUUGUAGUUGAAGCAAACCUUUUAAACGAUCGUUCAGUAUGUUUCCAAACCUCCAAACCGGUCGGGAAUGGGUUGGUGAUCAUACUUAGUAAAAACGGAAAACAAAAUGCCAGAUGGAAUAAGGGAAGCAAAUGUAGAACGAAUUUUCACACGAGAGAGAAAGAGAGAGAAAUUGAAAUAAAAUAAAAAAGCCUCCCAAACUAUUGGGUUGAAUGAUAAUGGAAGAAGCUUCUAAACAUUGAAUGUAUGAAUCCAUUUUCCUCCCAUCACGAUCAGGAAGCGUAUAGUAGCUAUUGUGGCUGGGCCCCGGUAUGUUCCAUCCAUUGCUUGAGGAGAACACUCUUACAGGAUUAGCAAACACUAGGAGGGAGUAAAAAUUGUAAAAAAUAAAUUUAAAAAAAAACCCAUGCAUACAUGUUAAGGUACAAGCAGCUGGUUGGCUUUUCUGUGCAGGACUCGUCGAAAUUGCGCCGGGCCUGGCAGUAGGAAACAAUGAUACGCAACACAAUGACCAUGCGUACGUAUGCGCGGCCAACGCAAGCCAACACAAUUCGAAGUAAACUGUGAAACUUAGUGGCAUUUUUAUUUCAUUUAAAAAGAGUCGAUAAAGCGGAAGGAAGAGAAAAAUUAAAAAAAAAAACAAUAAUAAUUACAAUAAAAAGUGAUUUAAAAAUAAUAACCUCGAUAUGGUGGCGCGUUUGUGUAUUUUACAGUUGGUUUGAAUCAUGCUUUUCACUGGUGAUAUGGUUUGUAGAAUUUAUGAAUUUAUAUUAAUUGAAGAAUUUGUUUAUAAACACUAAAAAUAAAUCAUCA